AUGUAUAUGAGCUCCAAUGAAGCGUAUUUUAAAUGCUCGAUCCAGGCGAAUGGUGAUUGGAUGACGAUCUCAGCGCGCUCCCCGGACAAGGAGCCGUCGCCACCGAAGCAGAUCAACUUCGCGGAGCCACUGGUCGAGUCGGUGCGGGUUUACCUCGCUAAUGAGGUGCCGGCGAAGCAGCUAGCGCUGGUCCCCGCGCCGUCGCCACCACUGCCACCGCCACCGCCACUGCCCGUCUGCCAUGCGGACAUAGCGAGCGACACCGCGCGCGAAGACAUCCGCGGGAUUAACUUCGAGCCCCGGCUCACGCGCAAUGACGUGAACAACAACGCAUCGCGCCGUGCUACCAUGCCAAGCCAGGCCGAGCUCAUGCAGCGUCAACCUCUGUUGGCACGUAACGCCAAGCCCGAGCCACAACCCACUACAGAUGACUCGGAUCCCGACCAAGAGCACUCACCUCAGCGCACCCAUGCCACUGAUUUCGUGGUCGAAAUACCGCCCGGCACCGUCCGCGAAGAGCGCUACCCUAAGGAGAUAUGGAAAACCAUAGUCUCAUUUUUCUUCUUAUUCCUCUGCGUUUGCAUCAACAUGAUGUCACUAUCGCUCGUCCAUGAACGCCUCCCCGACAGAAAUACCACCCCACCGCUCACCGACAUCGUGCUAGAUAAUGUCACCGCACGGGACUGGGGAUUGGCAGUUUCCGAGUACCUCAUAAUGAUAUCCACGACGGUCGCCAUGCUUGUAGUCAUCUUCCACAAGCAUCGAUUCAUCGUCGCGCGACGCAUGUUCGUCAUAAUCGGCCUGCUGUACUUGUACCGGUCAGUCACCAUGUUCGUGACCGUCGUGCCAGUGUCGAGUACGACGUACUAUUGCAGUCCGAAGAGCAACACCACGACACCACUGCUCGUCAUCAGGAGAAUGUUCUACUUGAUUUCGGGCUUCGGGUUGUCCAUCAACGGCAAGCACACGUACUGCGGCGACUAUAUCUACUCCGGGCACACGAUGGUACUCGUGCUAAGCUACCUGAUCGUGGCAGAAUACUCGCCGAAGAAGCUGUGGCCCGUGCACUGGGCGAUGUGGGGCUCGGCGUUGCUUGGUGUUUUAUUCGUGCUCCUCGCGCACGGCCAUUACACUGUGGACGUGGUGAUCGCGUACUACGUGACCACGCGGCUGUUUUGGACAUUCCACUCGCUGCUGGUGACGCCGCACCGCAAUGGCGGCAGCUACAACCAGUACAUGAUCCAGAGGGAAUGGUGGUACUGGCUGUUCACGUACCUGGAGAGGAAUGUGCGGGGGCCGGUUCCACGGCGCUACGACUGGCCCUUACCCUGGCCUCGGACUAAGCUCUUCAGCCGGUUAAGCUAG
Parnassius apollo (apollo) is the source of this 1365-nucleotide messenger RNA. NCBI's taxonomy places the organism in Eukaryota, Metazoa, Arthropoda, Insecta, Lepidoptera, Papilionidae. The record is from the annotation of a GenBank genome assembly.